ACGCAAAAAUCAAUGGCAAGAAUCAAGCAUGUGCUAAGUGAAAGAAGAGUAACUUAUGAAUAUGCGAUACGAGAAGACCCCAAAUUAUUCGGACUGGAAGAAGCACCUGAACCACAUAUAGGAUACAGAGAAGAGUCAAAUGAAAUGCCUUUUAAUAAAAAAAGAA
Messenger RNA from Racocetra persica, 166 nucleotides. The record is from the annotation of a GenBank genome assembly. NCBI's taxonomy places the organism in Eukaryota, Fungi, Glomeromycota, Glomeromycetes, Diversisporales, Gigasporaceae.